AUGGCUGCCACCUUCAAGGUUCCCGAGAUCCACAACGAGCCCAUGCGCUCCUACGGACCCGGCUCCGCCGACCGCAAGGGCCUCGAGGAGGCUCUCGCCAAGGUUGGCAAGGCUGCUCCUUACGACAUCCCCUGUAUCGUGAACGGCAAGGAGAUCCGCUCGAACGACAAGGGUUCGCAGCCCAUGCCCCACGACCACAAGAACAACCUCGCCGAGUACCACUGCGCUACUCCCGAGACUGUCUCUGCCGCCAUUGACGGUGCUCUCAAGAUCAAGCCCGAGUGGGAGGCUCUCCCCUGGGCCGACAAGGCCUCCAUCUUCCUGAAGGCCGCCGACCUCGUUGCCGGCAAGUACCGCUUCGAGAUCAUGGCCGCCACCAUGCUCGGCCAGGGCAAGAACGCCUGGCAGGCUGAGAUUGACGCUGCCGCUGAGCUCGCCGACUUCCUGCGCUUCUCGGUCAAGUUCGUCGACCAGCUCUACGCCAUUCAGCCCGCUGCCAACUCGCCCGGUGUCUGGAACCGCACCGAGUACCGCGCUCUCGAGGGCUUCGUCCUCGCCGUCACCCCCUUCAACUUCACUGCCAUCGGCGGUAACCUCACCGUUGUCCCUGCCAUCCUUGGCAACGUCGUUGUCUGGAAGCCCUCGCCCAUGGCCACCUACGCCUCGUACCUGAUCUACAAGAUCCUCAUUGAGGCUGGUCUCCCCCAGGGUGUCAUCCAGUUCGUUCCCGGCAACCCUCCCGAGAUCGUCAAGCAGUGCAUUGAGCACAAGGAGUUCGCUGGUCUCCACUUCACCGGCUCGACCCAGGUCUUCCGCCAGCUCUGGAAGGACAUCGCCAUGAACAUUGACAACUACCGUGGCUACCCCCGCAUUGUCGGUGAGACCGGCGGCAAGAACUUCCACCUUUACCACCCCUCGGCUGAAAUCAAGAGCGGCGUCGUCCAGGCUAUCCGUGGUGCUUUCGAGUACUCUGGUCAGAAGUGCUCCGCCCUCGGCCGUUGCUACGUUCCCCGCUCGCUCUGGGAGGGCGGCUUCAAGGACGAGCUCGUUUCGCAGACCCAGAAGAUCAAGGUCGGCCCUUGCUACGACUUCGAGAACUUCACCGGCCCCGUCAUCGACGGAAGGGCUUACGAGCGCAUCACCAGCAUGAUCGAGCAGGCUAAGAAGGACGGCGGUGAGAUCCUCGCCGGUGGCAAGGGUGACAACUCGAAGGGCUACUUCGUCGAGCCUACCAUCAUCCUCACCAAGGACCCCAAGAGCCUCACGAUGGAGAAGGAGAUCUUCGGCCCCGUUAUGACUGUCUACGUCUACGAGGACGAGGACCUCGAGAAGACCAUCGAGCUCGUCAACACCACCUCGGAGUACGGCCUCACCGGUUCCAUCUUCGGGCAGGACCGCAUCGCUCUCGACAAGCUUUCUCGUGCCGUUCGCUAUGCAUGCGGGAACCUGUAUUUGAAUGACAAGUGCACAGGAGCAGUUGUCGGGCAACAGCCGUUCGGAGGAGCUCGCGCCUCUGGAACGAACGACAAGGCAGGAUCGAUGUCCAUCUUCUACCGCUUUGUAUCGGCCCAGUCGAUUAAGGACAACUUCAUCGACCCCGAGGAGUAUAUUUACCCUUCCAACCUUGUCGACGACGUUCGAAGAGUUUUGCUACGAGCUCAACCCCGGAACGCCCGCAAGCCGUUGUUUGCAGUUCCCCAACGGACCCGUACAAGCUGUGCCACAUCCGCGACGAGUCUGACGAUGCCCAAGCAGAAGCGCACUGAAAGUCCCUUUGGGCCUUAUCGCAUGUACGCGCACUGCGUCGACGCUUUACCCUGGGCCCUAUAUCGCCUCGGUUGCUGUCUGUUCAAGGUUUUCGCCGCCCACAACAUCAACACGAGACUGAUGAACGGUGUGACCUCGGGCAGCGAGAUCGCUAUGCUGGCGGAUUCCGCUCCGAAGACCGCCCUGGAUGAAAACGGCAUCGUGCAUCGCGCCCUCAUUGACCUCGGCGCGCCGGUGGACAGCUUCCGUACGCAAGUUCAGCCUCUCUAUAAGAGAUACCUCAAUCUUCACAAACUGCUCGGGGUGAUCGAGUACGCCGAGGCGGUCCAGCAGGAACUCGCGCGCGUCGCGAAAGAGGCAGCCCUCACGCGCUCCACUAGCUCGCCAAGUGCUGCCAACGUCGACCCUGCUCUCGGCAACUCUCGUAUCACUGUACCGAACCACUGGAGGCCCGUAGCGUACCGCGCCCUCGCUCAAUCAUUCGAAGAUUUGAAGAUGGAAGUCCAAGACGGGCCAGUUCGCGACCUGUACUACGAAUUGAACAAGAAACCAAUCCGGGUCCCAAUGGGCACUGAGCGCGAUGCUCCUCUGAUGGAGGUUUACCUCACUAUGGCUAGCCCAAACGAGCAUCGCCUCGUGAACCAAGUUCUCCGUGUGCACGCUCUCCUGUUCCCGAACUCGGAUUACUACAACCGUCCGCACCCGCGCCGCACUCAGUAUGAAGCUGAAGAUUUGGACACUUUCGAGUGGAACGACAUCUUCGACACAGGAUAUAUGGCCCACUACGCCCAAGUCGAACGUCUCCAGUCCAGCUCCGGCAAGCAGGGUGAAUCGAAGGGCAAGGGCUUCAAGGGGGCGGGCUCGAGCAACGGCCAGAGCAGCAAAUCAGACAGCUCGGCAAUUGGCACAGGGAACAUGGGGGGCAACUCGAAGAGGAAGAACAAGACGCAGGGCGCCGGCCCCGGAGCAGGAGGUGCAUCGCCUCCUAUGAAGCGUAACAAGGUCAUGCGCCCCAGUACCCGUAGCCCACACACAAGCUCCGCCGGAUCCUCGAAGUCUCGUUCCGAGAAGGGCGGCUCGGGUCUCCGUGACAAUGGAGCCCACUCAGAGGCUGCAGAAUCUAGCUCGGAGUCGGAUGGGGCAAUGGAAAUUGACGGCGCAGAUGAAGACGACUGGGUCGCGCCGACAUCGCUGUCCUCCGUACCCCAGGUGAUGCGUCGCUCGGCGCGGCGUGCGACAGCUGUCAACUAUGAGGAGAUCUAG
Trichosporon asahii var. asahii CBS 2479 is the source of this 3030-nucleotide messenger RNA. Its product is annotated as delta-1-pyrroline-5-carboxylate dehydrogenase, precursor. The coding region runs from base 1 to 3030 and encodes 1009 amino acids. The transcript is spliced from 5 exons. NCBI's taxonomy places the organism in Eukaryota, Fungi, Basidiomycota, Tremellomycetes, Trichosporonales, Trichosporonaceae. Gene Ontology annotation, biological process: regulation of DNA-templated transcription. Gene Ontology annotation, molecular function: transcription factor binding; ATP binding; L-glutamate gamma-semialdehyde dehydrogenase (NAD+) activity. Gene Ontology annotation, cellular component: mitochondrial matrix. The record is from RefSeq and is a predicted model, not a curated record.